UGUCCUCGAGAAGCUAUUUCCUACCUGCUGGCCUCUACCCAAAAACCAACCAAACCAACUUAUUUAGUUAAAUACUCCUUCCAUACUGUCUCAUCCCCAUACUCCUUCCAAUAAUCCACACUCCUUGGCCUCUCCCCCAUGGCCUCAUUCUCUCCAAACUUCUCUCCCUCGCUCCCCAUCGUCCUCCUCCUCCUCCUCCUCCUCCUCACUCCAUCCAUUGCCGAGGAUGGCUUUGAGAUGGGCGAGGAGAUCAAGACACACCUGCACUUCUUCUUUCAUGACAUCGUGACCGGGCCGAGGCCGACCGCGAUGAGGGUCGCAGAAUCCACAAUCACAAACACGUCGCCGACGGGGUUCGGGGCGGUGAUGAUGAUGGACGACCCUCUGACGGAGGGUCCGGAGGCCGACUCGAAGCUCGUCGGCCAUGCACAGGGGAUGUAUGCCACGGCGUCCCUCGACGAGCUCGGCCACCUGCUCAUGGCCAUGAACCUCGCCUUCGUGGAUGGCGAGUUCAACGGUAGCACGAUCACGGUGAUGGGGCGCAACUCGGUGUUCGACGACGUGAGAGAGAUGCCGGUCGUCGGCGGGAGCGGCAAGUUCCGGUUCGCCAGGGGCUACGCCCUCGCCAAGACCCACACGUUGGAGAUGCUCACCGGGAAUGCGGUGGUGGAGUAUGACGUCUACGUCUUGCACCAUUGAAGAGCUGCUGUUUGCUGAUUCCUUCGGUCUGCGAGGUCGCUGUAUUCGCUGCUAGUUUUAAAUUUCUUUCUGCCGUUCGCUUGUUAAUCGUACUUGGAGCAUGUCAUGUUGCUGCACAAGUUCUGUACGUAGUUCUUGAAUUUCCCAUGGUUGCUGGUUGUGGAUGCUGCUGUUAGUGAAAUUAUUUUGUUAUCUACCCGAAAAAAAAUAAAAAAAAAAGCAUGUUUUUGCUCA
Messenger RNA from Phoenix dactylifera (date palm), 933 nucleotides. The record is from RefSeq and is a predicted model, not a curated record. NCBI's taxonomy places the organism in Eukaryota, Viridiplantae, Streptophyta, Magnoliopsida, Arecales, Arecaceae.